Asparagus officinalis (garden asparagus) is the source of this 1761-nucleotide messenger RNA. RefSeq names its product derlin-2.2-like. The record is from RefSeq and is a predicted model, not a curated record. The transcript has 6 exons. Lineage: Eukaryota; Viridiplantae; Streptophyta; Magnoliopsida; Asparagales; Asparagaceae. Gene Ontology annotation, biological process: endoplasmic reticulum unfolded protein response. Gene Ontology annotation, cellular component: Hrd1p ubiquitin ligase ERAD-L complex; endoplasmic reticulum membrane. Bases 712 to 1413 code for a protein of 233 amino acids. Gene Ontology annotation, molecular function: ubiquitin-specific protease binding; misfolded protein binding.
AUGUAUUUUAAGAUUCUGUUUUUUCAUAUAAGCCGCCGCUACCGCCCGCCCGUCGGUCGGCCACCGUUGUCCGCCUGCUCGUCGGCUCCUCCUAUUAUUACAGAAGAAUAGAUGACGAAUAUAAUGAAAAAUGUGUAAAGAACGUGAACAUCAAAUUUAUAGUGCUUUUUGUUUAGAAACAACAACUGCCAUCACACACACACCCUCUUUCCAUAUAUUUGGAGUAUCAAACAACGUUAUUUCGUAUGAAUCCUUAUAAAAUUAAAAUUGUAAUAGCAAGAGUUUCUUCAUCUCACGCGCAUUUGCACAUGCUAAAUUUCUACCGACCAAUAAGAUUCUGAGGGGCUUGACGACAAUCUCUAAGAUUUGAGGGACUCGUCCGAAUACCAAACUCUUUUCGUCAAAAAAAAUUAUUGGAUUACGUGUCAGAACCCGAUAGGCCAGCUCCCUCGACGAUGAUUCAUUCUGACGUGGCGGAGCCAAUCGCGCGCUUAAAAAGGCUCGUUCACAAAAAAAAAAAUUCUCCACCCCUCUUCGUCACCUCCGUCUCUAGAAAUCUCCACCCGCGCGAUCGACCUCCCGUUCAAAAUUAGGGUUAGUAGGGCAGGCGGUUCUCGCGUCGAUCUCGGUCGAGAUCGAAGCUCGCUUUGAGAUUCUCGAUUUCGUCGUUGACCGGAGUGAUUAGGGCUUAGGGCUUCGGUUCUGUGGGAAAUGGCGCAGGCUGUGGAGGAAUGGUACAAGCAGAUGCCCGUCAUCACGCGCUCGUACCUCACCGCCGCUGUAAUCACCAGCGUCGGUUGCUCUCUUGAGAUUAUAUCUCCGUACAACUUGUAUCUCAACGCAAAUCUCGUGGUUCAGCGGUGGGAGGUCUGGCGGCUCGUCACGAACUUCCUGUAUUUCCGGAGAAUGGACCUCGACUUCUUAUUCCACAUGUUUUUCCUUGCCCAAUAUUGCAAACUGCUUGAGGAGAACUCGUUCAGGGGACGGACUGCAGAUUUCUUUUACAUGCUCUUAUUUGGUGCUGCUGCUUUAACGGGCAUUGUUCUAAUUGGUGGAAUGAUACCCUUUGUGUCAGAGAAGUUUGCAAGCAUUGUAUUCCUCAGCAACUCAUUGACUUUCAUGCUGGUCUAUGUCUGGAGCAAGCACAAUCCUUUUCUCCAAAUGAGUUUCUUGGGCCUCUUCACUUUUACUGCAGCUUAUCUACCAUGGGUUUUGCUGGGGUUUUCUACUUUGCUUGGGACCAGUCCUUGGGUUGAUGUUCUGGGUAUGGUAGCUGGUCACUCAUAUCAUUAUCUUGAAGACGUGUACCCACGGAUGACUGGGCGACGCCCCCUGAAGACCCCAGCCUUAAUCAAGUCGCUAUUUGCAGAAGAGAAUGUUGUCGUCAUGCCACGAGCAAAUGCAAGGUCUUGACGUUGCGAACUUUGUUCUCACUGCUUGCUUGGUUAAACAAAUGGCAUGACAUUGGGAAAUUAGGGGGCAUCUUGGUGAGAGUCUGUAGUCUUGGAUAAUAGAUAUUCACACGAUCCAUCGUUGAAGUAGUUCCACUUGUAUAUUAGGCUAGAGCUGAGAUAAGCUCGUUGUGCAUAAAAAUUAACAGCGACGCUGUCUUUUAACGUUUUAACUGGGGUAUACCUCUCAAGUUUGUUCAUUUGCACAAUUACUCCUCGAAUCUCAACUGUUUGUCAUUGUGUUGCGAGAUUUUGAUUUAACAUUGAGAAAUUGAAGGUGUCACAGCGACAGCCUGUAUUGUUUUGGAUA